This is a messenger RNA of Pediculus humanus corporis (human body louse), 2988 nucleotides long. RefSeq names its product phosphoribosylamine-glycine ligase, putative. Gene Ontology annotation, molecular function: ATP binding; phosphoribosylglycinamide formyltransferase activity; phosphoribosylamine-glycine ligase activity. The record is from RefSeq and is a predicted model, not a curated record. Lineage: Eukaryota; Metazoa; Arthropoda; Insecta; Psocodea; Pediculidae. Bases 1 to 2988 code for a protein of 995 amino acids. Gene Ontology annotation, biological process: 'de novo' IMP biosynthetic process; adenine biosynthetic process. Gene Ontology annotation, cellular component: cytosol. The transcript has 14 exons.
AUGGGUGGGCAAAACGUUUUAGUCAUUGGUAACGGAGGUAGAGAACAUGCCAUUUGUUGGAAAUUAUCCCAAUCUCCAGACAUUGCUAAUCUAUUUGUAACUCCUGGAAAUAUUGGAAUAGCAACAGUUAACAAAGUAAAAAAUGUUACGGUAGAUGUCAAAAAUCAUAAUGCUGUCGUUAAAUUUUGUAAUGAAAAUGAUGUUAGUCUGGUUGUGGUUGGACCAGAAGAUCCUUUAGCUGAUGGCUUGGCUGAUUCUUUAAAAACUGAAGAUGCUGCUCAAAUAGAAUCAAAUAAAGAUUGGGCAAAGCAAUUUAUGAAAAGACAUGAUAUUCCUACCGCAAGAUUUGGAUCUUUUCAAAAUGCUCAAGAAGCUAAAAAAUUUAUUUUAAGUGCUACUUUUCCUGCAUUAGUUGUUAAAGCUAGUGGUUUAGCUGCUGGAAAAGGAGUUGUAGUUGCCAGUGAUAAAGAAGAAGCAUCUAAUGCUGUUGAUGAUAUUCUCACUCAAAAAAAAUUUGGAGAUGCUGGAAGUACAGUUGUUAUUGAAGAACUAUUAGAAGGAGAAGAAGUUUCGUACUUAGCAUUCACUGAUGGUAAUACCAUAGUUCCAAUGUUACCAGCUCAAGACCAUAAAAGAAUUUGGGAUGGAGAUAAAGGCCCAAACACAGGAGGAAUGGGUGCUUAUUGUCCUUGCCCACUUUUGACUCCAAAAAUGCAGGAAUAUGUCAUGGAAAACGUUUUGAAAAAAGCUAUUGAUGGCUUGAAAAAAGAAAAACUUCGCUUUGUCGGUGUACUUUACGCUGGAUUAAUGAUCACAAAAUCGGGUCCGAAAGUUCUAGAAUUCAAUUGUAGAUUUGGCGAUCCUGAAACUCAAGUUAUUUUACCAAUGUUAGAAUCAGAUUUAUAUCAUGUUAUGCUUGCUUGUUGCAAACAAACUUUGCAUACAAUGACGUUAGAUUGGAAGAAAAAUCUUUAUUCUGUGGGUACAGUAAUGGCUAGUAAAGGUUAUCCGGAAACAUCAACAAAAGGCUGCGUCAUUACUGGUUUAGAUAAAGCCAACCAUCUUGUGUUUCAUAGUGGAACUGCACUUAAUAAUAAGAAUGAAGUUGUUACAAAUGGUGGCAGAGUUUUGAUCACUGUAGCAAAUGACAGACAAUUGGCUUUGGCCAUAGCUAAAUCCAUCAAAGUUUGUGAAACAAUAAAAUUUGAGGGUGCACAGUUUAGAAGAGAUAUCGGUUUUAAAGGGAUAGCCAGAUCACUUUUAGCUAGUGGGCAAUUAACCUACAAAUCAAGUGGGGUGGAUAUUGCUGCGGGUGAUAAUCUUGUCUCGAGAAUAAAACCAGCUUGCCGGCAAACAAAUAGGCCAGGAUGCAUCGGUUCUCUCGGAGGUUUCGGUGGGUUAUUCGAUCCUAAAGCAGCUGGUUUUAAAGACCCCGUUUUGGUAUCAGGUACCGAUGGUGUCGGAACUAAAUUAGUCAUCGCUCAAGCUUGUAAUCUACAUUCUACUAUCGGAAUCGAUUUAGUGGCUAUGUGCGUUAAUGAUAUCCUAGCCAACGGAGCAGAACCUUUAUAUUUUCUUGAUUACUUUGCAUGUGGGAUAUUAGAUGUUUCUGUAGGAUGCGAAAUUGUCGAAGGGAUUGCAAAGGGUUGUAAAUUAGCCGGUUGUGCUUUGAUAGGUGGAGAAACAGCAGAAAUGCCUGGAGUUUAUGCACCGGGUGAUUACGACCUGGCUGGAUUUGCAGUUGGUGCCGUGGAACGUGAUAAAAUUUUACCCCUCACCGACGCGAUCGUACCUGGAGAUGUCGUUAUUGGUAUCCCUUCGAGUGGUGUUCACAGUAAUGGUUUUAGUUUAGUGAGAAAAGUUAUGGAAAAGUUAAAUUACAAUUAUCACGAUGAAGCACCUUUCAGUCAAUCCGGAAAAACUUUUGGUAAAAAGUUAUUGACACCGACAAAAAUUUACGUAAAAAGUUUAUUGCCAGCAUUAAGAAGUGGUAAAGUAAAAGCUUUUGCUCACAUAACUGGAGGAGGAUUAUUAGAAAAUAUUCCAAGAGUUCUUCCAGCAGCAGUUAAAGUCAGAUUAAAUGCAUCCAGUUGGGAAAUCCUUCCGGUUUUUUCAUGGCUUGCUGCUUUUGGGGGUAUUAACGAAAGAGAAUUACUUCGUACCUUUAAUUGCGGAGUCGGUGCUACCUUAAUUGUAAGCGCUCAAGAUGCAAACAACGUAUUAUCUUUAAUACAAGGAGAACGUGCCACUAUAAUAGGAAGGGUUGAACCUUAUUCACCAGACGAAGGGCGAGUAGUCGUUGACGGUUUCGUUGAAAAAAUGGAAAAAGAAAUGAAAGUUCACAUACCGAAAUUAAUAGAAACAUCACGUCGUAAUAAAAAAAGAGUUGCCGUCUUAAUAUCAGGUUCAGGUACAAAUUUACAAGCUUUAAUUGAUUCGACCACAAAUCCACAUAAUAAUUCUUCUGCUGAAAUCGUUUUGGUCAUAUCGAAUAAAACGAAUGUUCAAGGUUUAGCCAGAGCGGAAAAAGCAAACAUUCCGACAUACAUUGUAAAACAUACUGAAUUUCAAACUAGAGCUGCUUUCGACAUGGAAAUGAAUCGAAUUUUAAAACAAAACAAUGUCGAUUUAGUUUGUUUGGCUGGAUUUAUGAGAGUUUUAAGCGAAGAAUUUGUACAAAUUUGGAAUGGUAAAGUUAUUAACAUUCAUCCAUCUUUGUUGCCAAGUUUUAAAGGUUCUUCAGCUCAAAAACAAGCUUUGGAAUCUGGAGUCAAAGUCCCCGGAUGUCCCGUUCAUUUCGCAAAAAUCGAUAAUGGUGGAAUUAUCAUACAAAAACCGGUGGAUAUACUUUUAAACGAUACAGAAGAAACUCUUGUGGAAAGGAUUAAAUCAGUUGAACAUGUUGCUUUUCCAACAGCAUUAGAAUUAGUUGCUUCCGGUAAAGUUUAUUUAGAUCAAAGUGGAAAAGUAGUUUGGAAUCAAUUUUAA